UGUUCAGGGCCCUUUACUGAGCAAGUAUAAAUAAGAGAACGGUAGGGUCGAAAUCGACAACGGCAAACCUAAGGAAAACGAUUGUAUUUACCAUUUGAAAUUCUACAAACGAUUACUCAUUUCUUAAGCGUGCACUAAUUAUCACAAUGUCUCUUCAACCUUUCUUCGAUUUGCAUCCAUUUCAAGACGUCUUUUCCGACUUUUUGAGUUAUUCCCCUCGCGUUCAACGCCAGGAUCGUGCUGUUGAUUUGUCACCUGCCAUUGAUGUCCAUGAAGACAAAGACACGGUUGCUGUUGAUGUAGAACUUCCUGGUGUCAAAAAGGAAGACGUUCAAGUUCAUUACGACGAAGGAAAACUUACCGUUUCUGGUAAAUCCGUGAAUGAGCGCAAGAGCGAGGGAGAUCGUGGAAACCACAGAUGGUCUGAACGUCGCUUUGGAUCCUUCUCCCGUACUAUCUCCAUCCCCAGCAGGAUCGAUUCCGACCGUAUUGAAGCCCAAUAUUCCAAUGGCAUUUUGAGUAUUGUCUUGCCCAAGAUUGAGCAGUCCCGCUCUAAGAAACAAAUUACUAUUAACUAAAUUUGAGAAAAUUAUGAUGCAUAUGAGUUUAUGAUGAAACGUAAUGCUAUGAAAUAUUUUAAUGAGAGUUCAUGAAAAUGCUAUUAGCAAUGUUAUAAGAGAAUGAGAAUGAUAAUCAAUAAAUGAAUAAAUUUUCAAUGCUACAUAA
Molecule: messenger RNA, 726 nt
Organism: Schizosaccharomyces cryophilus OY26
Lineage: Eukaryota; Fungi; Ascomycota; Schizosaccharomycetes; Schizosaccharomycetales; Schizosaccharomycetaceae
Product: hsp16-like protein
Exons: 1
Coding region: 147-578 (143 amino acids)
Biological process (GO): protein complex oligomerization; response to salt stress; response to hydrogen peroxide
Source: RefSeq, a predicted model, not a curated record